CUCGCCAACGUCACGAGUAUCCUCACAGCCGGUGCCGAUCCCAACGCCUACGACGAGAACCAGAUGACGGCUCUGCACUGGGCAGUGAUCAAGGGGCAGAACGAGACCGUCAAGACGCUCCUCGCUCGCGGCGCCUACACCGACGCCCUCGACGCCUCCUACCGCACGCCCGCUCACUUCCUAGGGAUCUACGGACCGUACCCCUCCAUCCUCAGCUCCCUCUACUUCGCGGGGGCCAACCUCAACGCGGGGGACCAGGCGCACAACACGGCCCUGCACUACGCGGCGAUGGAGGGGCAGACAGAAACAGCAAGAAACCUGGUGGCCUACGGGGCU
Molecule: messenger RNA, 336 nt
Organism: Guillardia theta CCMP2712
Lineage: Eukaryota; Cryptophyceae; Pyrenomonadales; Geminigeraceae
Exons: 2
Molecular function (GO): protein binding
Source: RefSeq, a predicted model, not a curated record